CAGCUUUGCACUUUCAGUUUGGCAAAAAAUGCAGAUUUGGACACAACAGCUGGUUCAGAUGCCGAUAGGGUAUUCAGAGAUCAUUGACUGGUGGCAAAAAGAAUUAGCACAGCUACCUAAGAAGACAAGAAGAACCAAAGCGGCCUUCAUGAUGUAUGGUGCGUGGAACAUUUGGAAAGAGAGAAAUCGACGUAUUUUUGAGCACAAGGAAGGAUCACCAGCAGAUGUAAUGCACGAAAUCAAGACGGAAGCUCAAACAAGAAUAUUGGCAUGUGGAGGGCAGAGUUACCUUAGUUAUGUAUGUUAAUUUUCCCGUCUAGUGAUGUGGUUUUCGAGUCGGAAUUUGAUUUGUUUUAUGUAAUAUUGAUCCUGUAAAACUUUGUUACUGCUAUCCUCUUCUUAAAUGACAAUACAGUAGUGCUCCUGCAAACUUCUUCAAAAAAAAAAAAUCGGCCUGGAACCUCAGGCCCACCAUCCAGGGGCCCGCCUUUCACGAACUGUCCGGGUGGGGUGGUGGAUUCGUCCGCCCUCCCUAUUCCGAUCCGUCUUCGCCGGCGGGCACCACCACCACCAUGGCCGCCGCCGCCGCCGCCGUCUCCUCGCCGCGCCCGUCUCCCCUCCCUCAACCCACGACCACCAACGCGACCUUCGUUACGUUCCCGCGGCGGCCGCUCCCCGCCGCCGCCGCCACCCUCGCGCUCUCCGCCCCGUCCCCGCCGUGCGCGCGGGGGUCGGCGCUGGUGCCGGCGGCCAACCCCAAGUACCACAACGCGAAGGUGGACGCGGGCGACGAGGACGUGGACGGGGAGGAGCUCCUGCGGCGGUUCACGUGGCAGGUCUCGCGGGCGGGCGUCAUGGAGGAGAUCAGGCGGCGCCGGAGGCACGAGGACGCGCGGGACAGGCGCAAGCGCAAGGCCCGGUCCGCGGCCCGCAAGUUCCGCCGGAGGCUAAUUUUGAAUUCUUUAUAAGUUGCGCGUUAAUCAGAAAUGAGAGUUCUAGGCUGCUAUUUGAUCAUAUAUACCUGAUUAACAGUAAUGUACCUGCCAAAUUCGUAAGGCAGCACGGUAGCAUUUCGAACCAGUCUGAAGCUGCGUCAACUAUGUCAGUACAUACCACUAUCAGUUCCGAAUGGAAAUAAUUGCAACGUUGCGCGUGUGAAAUGAUCCUAUCAGAGUCCUAUA
Messenger RNA from Panicum virgatum (switchgrass), 1181 nucleotides. RefSeq lists its product as uncharacterized. The coding region runs from base 573 to 968 and encodes 131 amino acids. Gene Ontology annotation, biological process: translation. Gene Ontology annotation, cellular component: ribosome. Gene Ontology annotation, molecular function: structural constituent of ribosome. The transcript is spliced from 2 exons. NCBI's taxonomy places the organism in Eukaryota, Viridiplantae, Streptophyta, Magnoliopsida, Poales, Poaceae. The record is from RefSeq and is a predicted model, not a curated record.